AUGCUCCACGGAUUCCUAGUUUUCCUCUUAUUCCUCCUCCAAAUCCACUCAGUGUGGUCAUCAGAAGAUGUAUUCGAUGUCAGGAUACACGAAGGAGCUGACAAGGGAAGUCGGUUGACCAUGAGUCAGGAACUUCAAAAGUCCACAGAGCCACUGGGUCAUUGUUUUGGACAGUUGGAGACGGAUGUGGAUUGGAUUGAGUGGAAAUCCAGUCGAAGUGCCUUUUAUACAUCAGCACAGAUGCCAUUGUCGGCUACCAAGAAUUCGAAUAAUCUGGUUGGAACGCUACACUUACUCUGCGCUGGCAACCAAAUGCACACAUUCCCAUUCCGUGUCCAUAUCACACAUCGGAACCAUCACCCACCGACAUUCUCUAGAAACUCCUAUAAGUUUCACGUCCCAACAACUCUACCUAUAGGAUCUGUAAUUGGAACUUUGGAAGUCAAAGAUCAAGAUCCAGUGAUCUACAAUUCCGAGAGAAAAUUGGCAUUCACAAAAGACGAGCCUCUCGUGGAGAUUCUACAGGAUGGAACGUUCAAAUUGAAAUCUGAUCUAAGCGUUUUAACUCCGUACACCCCUCAAAGAAUGCAAAUCCUGCUGCACGUCAAUGUUGCAACCGAAGAGUAUCAAAUUUUCGAAUGGGAACAUCCUCAAUACGGAACAGUUGAUAAGUAUAGAUUAAGUAUUAGAAGGGAUGAUCAGGUGGUGUAUGAGGAGGAAUUGGAAGCGGCGAAGACGUUGGCAUUGACCAAGAUCACUUUUUCAAACCACAUGAACGUCAGUUUCCAAGUCACAGCAAUUGACGAGAAUGGGGAGACGUCGAGUGAGUGGACACAGAUUGGACCAAUUGAUAGAGACGUCGUCUGUAAGGGAGAAUGCUCUCGUGGUGGGACACCGCUGUGCUAUGUUGGAGCUUUCAAUCGAGUCGAACAAUUUGUGGAUUCAAGAGGAGCACACUGUCUAUGCUAUCCAGGAUUCAUGGGUGUUUCAUGUGAGACUAUAGACCGAUGUGCAUCGGAGAGGACCGUCGACGUUUGGGGAGGGGUCGAUUGGACGGAAGUCAAUACCAAUAUCUCGUUAUUAGUGCCAUGCCCUUACAACCCGGUGACCGAAAACAAAUUCCUCGAACGACGCUGCUCAUGGGACUCGGAAGCGGGACGGGCGAUCUGGGAACGACCACAAGAUCGGAACUCGUGCCAGACGCAGACAUCAGUCCUUGCACAUCUCGGGUUGAUAGGGACUUACUCGGCGAAGGCUGCAACGAUAUCGGCGAUUAAUACAGUGACAAGAUUUGUUCGUGAUUUGCUAUCCUAUCCAUCGUUCUCCCGAGAACUCUCAAAGCAUGCUCACUUUGAUCAGAAGAUUGCUGAAAUGACUGCUCUUAUUUUGGACGCUGUGGUGCAGGCUGACUUGGAUCGGAUACCUGGAAACACUACGAUGCUUAGAGCGGAUGCCUGGAGAAUCAUCGAGGCAUUUGCCCUAACCCUCCCCACUCCGUACUCGUUGUCUUCCCCGGAUAACGGGAUUCAUAUGAAAUCAAUCGAAUGGGUUAAGCAUGCAGAACCAAAUGAUAAUCUAAUCGGAAAGAAAUGUCGACUCCAACUACCGUCCACUGAUGAAAGCCAUGUCAUUCGAGUGGUUUGUGCUUCAAAUGCCACAUUGUUCGAGUUGCUGGAACCCAAGAGUCCAGUGAUGUCUAUCAAACCAGACAGUGAAGAUCCAUUCGGACCAACAAGGAUGGCAAUUUACAUGAGAUACCCGGAUACUCAUGAUAACUAUACUUGUGUGUAUUAUGAUGAAGAAGAGAAAGCGUGGUCAACGAAAGGAAUCAGAAGGAUAGAGCAUAACUAUCAUGGAUACGUCAAGUGUGAGACCAAUCACUUUGGAGUUUUUGCAUUGUUACCAGACCGCCUAUUCUACAAUUCUGAAUCAUUCUGGAAAGAUCUCGCAUCUCAUAUGCCUACAGUAACCUCAUUCGUCACUUUGAUAUGUAUAGUGCUCUUACUUUUCAUGGCAGCCGUGCAAAAAAACCAACCAAUCGACUGUGCAUUCCUAUUUUACCUCUUUUUCGUCUUCAUGAUUCACCUGUCCCAUCUACUUCUAUUUUUGGCACCACAAGUCGGAGAACCAUUCCAGUUCUCGACUCUGCUGCACUUUGUUCUACAGUUUUGUGUCAUUGCUUCAUCAGGAUUACUGUGUUUAGUUCUCUACUCAAUUCAUACCACUAUCAUUUGCUACGACAUCAAGGAGGAAGAACCUCAAGGAUGCUUCUCAAAACCCUAUCAUGUAUUUGGAAUGGGAAUUUUGGUCCCAUCCCUAUUCACCUUUACCACCUACUACUUCCUGGAUGGACGGGAUCUGGAUAUCGCGAGACUUUUUGAGAGGACUGAUUGGCUCUUCAUCUCGAAUUAUCUACUACCAACUGCAGUUUUGUUCUCCAUUUCAAUAGUUUAUGCAGUCUGGAAUGUUUAUAUUGCUAGUGGGACUAGAACCAAUCGCCGAUGCUCUUCUGACCGAUUACUAGCCCUGGGACCUGCUAUCAGUGCAUCUGUAACCUCUCUUUUUAUGGUCUUCUUCUUCUGCUCCGCGCUUCUCCUAUUCUUCUUCCGUGAGCACUCCCCAAUGGCCAUCUUCUUCUUCUGCAUGUUCCAAUUCUUCCACGUGGUUACCGCAUUCUUCUUUGCUUCGUACUUGUUCAGGCUCCGCUUCCUACUACAACAAGGAUUCGACAGUAAUGACUCCACUGAUUCAUUGGAACGAAAAAGGGACAUCUCCAGAGCUCUUCUGGAGCACGUUGACACUAAAAGUGACAUUGCAUCCGAUCGAGUCGUCAUAGAUGGUGGAUUCCAGGAUGAAGGAUUCGCUCCGCCUUCUCAUUAUCAAUACAUUCCACCUGGAUCUAUGACCCAUAUUGAUAAUAAUAACCGAUACAUGCCUAUGCAUCAGAACAUUUUCGAACGUGCUCCGAUGGUUAGCAUUGUUUGA
Caenorhabditis briggsae is the source of this 2985-nucleotide messenger RNA. Bases 1 to 2985 code for a protein of 994 amino acids. The record is from RefSeq and is a predicted model, not a curated record. Gene Ontology annotation, molecular function: calcium ion binding. The transcript is spliced from 13 exons. Gene Ontology annotation, cellular component: membrane. NCBI's taxonomy places the organism in Eukaryota, Metazoa, Nematoda, Chromadorea, Rhabditida, Rhabditidae.